CUUCGAUAGGCGACGCGAAUACGCUUACCUGUUUAUGGAAACGCGUGAAAUCUUGCGGGAUUGGAAAAGUUUUAAUUGACGCGCGAGCGAAUCGAGAAGAAAGUAAGGCGACACGUUUGUUUGGCUCGAUAAACGAAGGGAAAUUAACGAGAAUAAAGAUGCUUUCGAUACCGAUCGAGAUAUCGCGUGGAAGAAAGAGGGAAGCAUUGCGUGGCGCGUUAAUAAAAAGAGAAGAGGUGAAAAAAGAAAUGGUUGUAAUGUAUGUAAAUGUAAACAAUUAGUCGGUGAACCGGUAAGCGGUAUACUUGGAGUGGAUGUUGCGACGGAGAAGGGCGCGUGGAACGUUCACCGGGUCAUUAAUCGACGGUCGACUGUCGAGCGGUGCACAUUCGUGCGUGUACCUCGCUACCCGAAGGUUCGGCCGUCGUGGUUUAACGGUUAUUUCUUUCUGUGACACGAAGAAAGAGGAUCGCCUUGAGGAGAGCGAAGCUGAACUGUCUCGUAGAGUGUGAAAGGCCAACUUAACGUUCCCGCCAGUCGAACAGGGAAACACUUCCGAUGCAACGGCAACAGCUGUCAUCGCGCGAAAAGAUAAUAAAAUUCUCCGAGUGAAACGAAACGGUGAUAUCGCAAAAACUGAGGUGAACGUCGUGAAUCGUUAAAUCGGACAGUGACAGAAGGAAAAGAGAAAUGGAUGUUACAGUGACGUAAAUAAUGCCAAGUUAUUUUGAUCGAGCAUCAAAAAAGGUAUAUCGGUGCAACAGAGAUACAGAGAUAUCGAGAAGCGAGCCGUAUCGAGUUUGAGCAUAAGGCGACAAACGGUGGAAGCGAAAUUAUUUCGUUGGAGUGCAGUGUAAUCGAGGCAAACGUUUCGACGUAAUCGGUGUUAGAGAUCGUCGAGAAAGACCAACGACCGACACGAAAUUCUGGUUCGCGAUGGUGUUCGUGCGUGUUCACGCGGCAAACAUACCGAAGGAGCGUUGAUGGAGCAGAAAGAAAUCGUUUGAACGGCUCGAAGAUGACUGUCGCGAUGGAACACAAGCGGAAGAGCUCGUGGGAUUCGAAGAUCUCGGUGAGCACCGUAAGCACCCGAAGAUUUAGCCGUGCCGGAACACCGAGCUCGAUCCUCUCGUCGGACAGCGACAUUCGAUUCACGAGAAAACUCGGUGGACAAUAUCGUUGCGGAUGCUGCGUGCUGGCUGCGUUUCUGCUCUUUCUUCUGUUUUCGGGGGUAUCCAUAUACCUUGGCUACACGUUCCUAACCUCGGAUCCUCCUGGUGAUCAAAUUUUCUUAGCAACGUUUCGAGUUAUCGAGGGAGAUUCGUUCGCUUCGGAACUGGCGGAUCCCUCUACCGAAGCCUUCAGGAUACGAUCUCGGGAAUAUCGCGAUCGAUUGAAUCUUAUCUUCCGUCGCAGUUGGAUGAAAGUCUCUUUCCUCGCCGCGGAGGUAUUAGCGUUGGACGGAUCCGAAGGCAGCGAUUUGGUAGUGCACUUUGACGUUCGAUUCGAUCCACGUUACCAAACCGUUACCACCGGCGACGUCGUGGACAUCCUUUCGCGGGAGAUCAAUCGCGAAACUUCCAAGUACUUGACCAACUUGACGAUUGAUUCGCAAAGUCUCGAAGUUCAGGAGAGCCUGAAAGCUCUGAACGCUCAGGUUAGCAUGCAAACGACCGUUUCGACGGCCUCGCCGACGACCACGUUGCCUCCUCCCAGAAGAUGUAGCAAUUUAGAUUUGUCUUAUUGCAAACACCUCCCGUACAACGUUACCUCCUAUCCGAACGUAUUGGGACAUCGUUCGUUGGCCGACGUGGAAGAGGACGUGAUCGCUUUCAGGGAACUGGUCGACGCGGAAUGUUAUCGAUUGGCAUACGACUUUGUGUGCCAAGUGUUGCAACCGGCGUGCGUACCGAAUCAACCGGAAGAUCUGUUACAGUUACCGUGUAGAAGCUUUUGUAGAGAAUUUUGGAACGGAUGCGGUAGCAGACUUCCGGAUCGAAUUAAACGAUUGUUGGACUGUUCGAAUUUUCCGGAGUACGCGGACCAAGGUGGCUGUAGAGCGAAACCAGGAUGCGUGCAAGCGCUUCAAGCGAAAGCCCUGUCGCCGAGAAUUUGCGACGGCGUGAUCGACUGCCCUGACCUUUCGGACGAGAAGAAUUGCGCUUAUUGUCGCGACGGUUACAUGCACUGUGGCGUAGGUAGAACUUGCAUUCCGCGCAGCGAAAGAUGCGAUGGAAAGGUAGAUUGUGCCAAUGGCAGCGACGAAAAAGAUUGCCUGUCUUUGGCGCCAAGUAUUCGAGCAGCGAAAGCUCAACCCUCGGAUACACCGCACGCUGCCAAGUACAACGACGAAGGUUUCGUGAUUUUCAACGAGAAAGGUAUGGUCGGCAAACUUUGCACCGCUAAUUUGAAUGCUACGCUACCAGGAACGGAAAUAGACGACGUUCUUCAAACUGCUGCUGGUUCACUCUGCAAUUUAUUAACGUAUACAGGCGUGAAAUCCGUGGAGAUUCGAGUUGACGACGAAGAGGACGUUCAGUACGUGCACAUGGAGGAUCCAUCGGCCACGGAGAUUACUUUCGUCAGAGCGCCUUGCCCGAGCAAAGAAGUUAUGUACGUCCGAUGCGGCGAACUCGAAUGCGGAGUACAAGCAUUGCGGGCAAGGAGUGGCACGCGAGGCCUUAACAAGAUGGCCGAACCAGGCGAUUGGCCCUGGCAUGUGGCGCUUUUCAAGGAAGAGGUGCACGUGUGCGAUGCCACUCUCGUUGCUGCCAGUUGGUUAAUCGCCACGGCAUCUUGUUUUCAAGGUCAACCAAAGGCGGAAUGGUCCGCGAGAAUGGGCACUGUACGGCUCUCGAGCACGUCGCCGUGGCAGCAAGAACGUAGGAUCGUGGGCAUGAUUAAGUCACCCGUGGAAGGAAGUACCACGGUUUUGUUGAAACUGGAUCGACCCGUAACCACCUUCUCGGAUUUCGUGAGACCCGUUUGCUUGCCCUCGAACCAAGAUCCACCGGUGAACACGACACAGUGUAACGCUCUCGGAUGGGCCAGAAAUCGCGAUCUGCUCCAGAGGGUACAGCUCAGGCACAGCGCGAUGGAGAGAUGCGAGAAUAUUAGUAUCGCGUCGGUAAAUAGCGUUUGCACGGAACCAGCUUAUUCCACCGACGAUUGCAACGAAGAAGAGGUUGCCGGCAGUCCUAUGUUGUGCCUUCGAUCAGACGGCCGUAGAUGGGCUCUAACUGGUGUUGGUAGUUGGCGAAUAGCGUGCUCGAAAGCCGGCGUUGAGAGGCCUCGAUUGUACGAUAAAAUUUCCUCGAAUAUCGCUUGGGUGAAAUCCACCAUCGAAUGAUCGUGAUAUUUUCGAAAACGUUUUACGAUCGAUAAACGUACUUUCAUCGACACAGAAAUCGGUUGAACGCCGCGUUGUCACCGAACCGAUUAGAGCUGAAAUCGAGAUAUCCUGAUACUCGACGUAAGAUCGUUGGUCUUUUCGUACCUUUUUAUACGCCAUCGAUAGUUUUUUCUUCGUUAGUUAAGUUGUUCGUUUACGCGAUUGUAAAAUACGUGAAAGUGAAAAUAACGCGCAGUUAUCGUACUGUAUCCUAAGCCACGUAUCGUUUCCCGUGAAUCGAAUGUAAAGUUUGUCGAUAUUUGUUGUUGUAUCGUUGCGCUCGUAUAGAAUAUAUGUAUAACACGCGUACGUUAACGGCGUUGUAAGGAGAAAUGUUUUAUUAAAACGUGAACGUCGAAUGA
Molecule: messenger RNA, 3753 nt
Organism: Megachile rotundata (alfalfa leafcutting bee)
Lineage: Eukaryota; Metazoa; Arthropoda; Insecta; Hymenoptera; Megachilidae
Product: atrial natriuretic peptide-converting enzyme
Biological process (GO): proteolysis
Molecular function (GO): serine-type endopeptidase activity; protein binding
Source: RefSeq, a predicted model, not a curated record